Lactuca saligna is the source of this 1737-nucleotide messenger RNA. The record is from the annotation of a GenBank genome assembly. NCBI's taxonomy places the organism in Eukaryota, Viridiplantae, Streptophyta, Magnoliopsida, Asterales, Asteraceae.
AUGCUUCUCUCUUGGAGAUGCCCUAUCAAAUGGGGUACAAGGAGACCAUAUCAACUAUCUCAAAAUUCCAGAAACCAAAUCUACCUCCACAAAGGAACGCUCUCUUUAACCUUCGGUUCAAAGGGUUCUCAAAAAGAUAACAGGGUAAUACAUAUCACACACUCAACGACUCGUCACAACGAAAUAUUGUGUGCACAGUUUUGGUCCCUUAUUCUUCGAAAGGCCAUCCUCAAGCACAACAUUCUAGUGAUGCAAGAUCCUCUUGCUUUUUCUGUCUCAACCUCCCAUACAACAGGGAUCAUUAUGGGUGAUAACUCCAAAUUCUUGUUUACCGGAUCCAUGCUAGAUGUUAGGUUUCCUGACGUGCCUGCCUCAAGAAAAAUUCCGGAAGGAUUUCGCAAGCUUAAUGCUUCUGGUCCAUUAUAUACUGCAAAACCUUCACCCAAAACGCGAAAGGCACCUGCAGUGUCUUCUACUGCUGCUCCUAAAAGAAGAAAAUGGCCUGCUCGCAAGAAAAAUUUUCCCACUCCAAGUGAGAGUGCAGGUUCAAAAUAUGAGACUGAAUUGGAUAUUCAGAUUGAAGAAGACCAACCUGUUCGCCAUGUGGAGGAAGAGAAUGUUCGCAUUGAAGAGCCUCCUAUUUGUAACGAAGGAGAGAAUACAAACACUGAGUUAACCCAAACCUUGAAUGACUAUGUUCCUUCUCCUCCUCCCUUACGUAAAACUACUUCAAUACCCAUCACUAUUGCACUAUUUCCUCCACCCAUUUCUUCAUCACAACAAACCAGUGUUCCACUUUCUACUCCAAUUUUCACUGAUUCUACAAUCCUACCUACUACUCUUGCCACUCUUACAGUUUCAUUCAACGUAUCUGCUACGGGGGCUAAAACAUUAGGCUUCUCAACCCAUGUUUCACCAGCCACCUACCCUAUUCGCAUUGAUGAUCCAGACAUGAUAUUUGGGGAUGAUAAUGAUGAUGACCUUGGCGGAUUCACAUACAGUGCAUUCCAGAUAAGGACCGCAAGAGAAGAUGAAGCCACUGUCAUACAAGGGCUGCUUAUGUCCCUUCAUGAAAAGCUUGACAAUCUGUUUCUUGCUUCCAAGGAUUCAUUUUCUGAAGCUUAUUCCAAAGCGGUGGUUGAAAAUAUGUUUGAACGUAUAACGAAGGAUCACACAGAUAAUGUAGAGAAGAUGAACAAGGCAGUGACUGCUUCUGCUAUAGUUUGCAAGACGGCGGCCGAAAAAGUUGAUAAACUAAUUUUUGACACCACUGUGUUUAACGAAGCUUACCAAACCACCUACAACAACAACACCAUAUUUGUGAAUGCAAGUUUACAAAAUUUGGGCACUAUAUUCAAAGCGGAGAAGGAUAACUGGCAAAAUCUAUACACUGGCUUACAAAAUGAGCAUGAAUUGUUUCAAACCAGCAUCACUUUGCAGAUAACAAAACAUCAAAGUGAUUUGGCGAUGGAAAGUAAGGUGAUGGAUGCUCUCACCCGGAAGACAGAAAUGGUUAAAGUGAUGGAUCUUAAAUUGGAAAAUGCUAAGAAGAAGGUCAAGGAUCUGCUAUCUGAGAAGGUCAUCAUGAAAAGCUGCAUCUCAAAUGUUGCAGGCUUACUUUCAGAUAUCAUUGAGACUAGGGAUCCAAGGAUUUCAAUCACAUUUCGGAAGCAUUUAGCUGAAAAGCUAGAUCUAGUAUUUGUGAUGCUUCACCGUCUGGAGGGUGUUUCGCCGUAG